AUGCUGCAGCAUUUGGCUGGACGACGUGAGCCGGUGAGCGAGACGUGUAGGGACGGUCUCGGUUGCUCCAAGGUCCGCUCGGAUUGAAUUUUAGCGUCUGGAUCUGCUUAAUCUAAUCUUUCUAAUCUAAUCUCUUCAUCUGGCGGGAUCUAAUCUCAAGCACCCAAUAGGGUACAGCCCUUGGCCUUUAGCAGGACAGUCUCAACAAAUAAACCAACCCACACACAACGACUGCCACCCAGCCUGGUGCAGCGAAAGUUCAUCUAUCUUCCUAGCUUUGACGGCUGAAGACGACGACAACCGGAAACCGACCAACGAUACCAAGAACCUCCUUGCCCCACCACCAAAAUGGCCAAACUCAAUGCCGGUAUGUUUGGUUUUUUUCCCCUCAGAAGGGAGUACAGAUUACAAGGAUUACGGUCGAGUUGAAGGUUUGGCUAACCUUCGACGCUGUGAUGGAAAUUAGGCAUCUCCGCGUCCAGGAGAAAGUCUAG
Messenger RNA from Tuber aestivum (summer truffle), 494 nucleotides. The record is from the annotation of a GenBank genome assembly. Lineage: Eukaryota; Fungi; Ascomycota; Pezizomycetes; Pezizales; Tuberaceae.